UCUCGUUCUGUUUCCUAUUCCCUGGUUAACCCCUCCCUCUUACUCUCCUCCCUCUUGUCUCCCUCUCUCCAUGGGUAGUGCCGUGUUGAAGCUACAGUGAGUGCUGUGUGGAGUGAAGGCAGCUGUUUCGUGCAGAGCAGAACCCAACAUGUGAGAAGAUGUCUGUUGGAGGCUGUGCUUGCCCUGGCUGUUCGUCUAAGUCGUUCAAGCUGUACUCCCCCAAGGAGCCCCCCAACGGCAGUGCCUUCCCCCCCUUCCAUCCAGGCAGCAUGCUGGACAGAGACGUGGGGCCGACGCCCAUGUACCCUCCUUCAUACAUGGAGCCAGGAAUGGGGAGACAUACGCCAUAUGGAAACCAGACAGACUACAGGAUAUUUGAGCUCAACAAGCGACUACAGAACUGGACGGAGGACUGUGACAACUUGUGGUGGGAUGCCUUCACUACAGAGUUCUUUGAGGAUGAUGCCAUGCUCACCAUCACCUUCUGUCUGGAGGAUGGUCCAAAGCGCUACACCAUUGGCCGGACCCUGAUCCCGCGCUACUUCCGGAGUAUCUUUGAAGGGGGCGCCACUGAGCUGUUCUACGUGCUCAAGCACCCCAAGGAGUCCUUCCACAGUAACUUUGUGUCCUUGGACUGUGACCAGUGCACCAUGGUCACCCAGAACGGCAAGCCCAUGUUUACACAGGUGUGUGUGGAGGGCCGUCUGUACCUGGAGUUCAUGUUUGACGACAUGAUGAGGAUCAAGACCUGGCACUUCAGCAUCAGACAGCACCGAGAGGUGCUCCCCAGGAGCAUUCUGGCCAUGCACGACCCUCAGAUGCUGGACCAGCUGGCUAAGAACAUCACCAGAUGUGGUCUGUCCAACUCCACACUCAACUACCUCCGGCUGUGUGUGAUCCUGGAGCCCAUGCAGGAGUUGAUGUCCAGACACAAGACCUAUAGUCUCAGCCCCCGGGACUGCCUCAAGACCUGCCUCUUCCAGAAGUGGCAGAGGAUGGUGGCCCCCCCAGCCGAGCCAGCCCGCCAGGCCCCGAACAAGAGGAGGAAAAGGAAGGUUUCCGGCGGCAGCACCAUGAGCGGAGGAGGGGGCAACAACGCCAACAGCAAGAAGAAGAGCCCCGCCAACACCUUUGCGCUCUCCACCCAGGUACCUGACCUGGUUGGAACAAAAACCUGUACAGUGCCGGAGCUUGAGGACCGGAGUUGAGAACCACUACGCUAAACAUUAAAAACACACUGACACACACACACACAGACAUCACACACACAUUCACACAUGCAUACACUUGCACACAACACUUGGAAACAGAAACCCUUACCUACAUGCAUACACACACACACACACACACAGCGUAAGGCAUUGAGAUACUGGAGAGGGUGUUCUCGGCGCGUCUGGACCUCAGCACCAGACGCUACUGAAGUGGGUUGAUUACUUUCUAUGUUCUUAAUUUUACUUUCAAUGUUUUUAUUUUUAUAACAAUUUCUUAAGGAAUAAACAGACAAGCAAGCAAACAAGCUAAACAAGAUGAUAAACACCCCCCAAAUAUUCUUUGCACUGUUUUCCACUCUUAUCUUCAUUCUAUUUUUAUUAUAAAUUGAAGACAUAUUUUGUUUUUUCUAUUAUCGCUGAUAUAAGAAUGAAAUAUCUAAACAUUUGGAACAUGUCAUUGGAGAUGAGAAUCUACGGUAUUAUGUAUGUUGUAUAAAUAUUACUGUUAAGAUCAUUUGUACACUGAUGAUGAUGCAUAUUAUUAUUGUUAUGAUGCUUCCAGCUUCCAUGUACGUCUAUGCUUGAUAUGUCAUCUGUCAACGUCAGACGAUGUAUGAUUCAGAUUCGCUUCUUAAAGGGACAGUCCACCCUUUGUUAAUGUAAUGCUGAAUCAGGGUUGGGGGAGAGAGAGUGUGAGCUGCUAUAUAGAGAAGGCUCUUUAAACAAACGCUCUAAUGACCAAGGAGAGGGGAUUCAGAAAGCACUUGUGCUGACGAUCAAUGUUUUUGGGUGAAUACAAUAUGAAAAACAACAAAAACCAAUUGUUGGAAAGCUUGUCGUCAAUUUUGCCGACUAAAAUGGAGAGGGUGUUAAUAAGGUGUUACAAAGGUGUGCAGGGGAUCUUGUACUGCUCCCCUUGGCCUGCAGCUGCACUGUGCUUCGCUGAGCUCCCCCUCCCUGGCUGACUACAUGUCUGAUCUCUCACCUCCAUCCAGACCCGCAGGCCCUUCUGCUCUCUCUGUCUCUCGGUCUCCCUGUUUCCAAUUUGCUACUCCUGAAAGUUUUGAAAAUACAUUUUGACAGCAUUGUUGUAAGAUAUAAAAUGGGAAGAGUAAAAAAAACUAAACAAAAAAAAAACUUUUAUAUUAACUUAAGUUUCCAAGGAUAACGUUUUUAAUCACAGUUUAGAGAAGCUACAGACCAAGAAUCUUUGUGCGACGCAGGCAGUAUGUCUAAAUGUUUUCUAUACAGAAUUAUUUUACCCGGGCUUGCCCCACCCCGUUCCCCACAUUUGUGUCUGUGCUUGUAUAUUUGAGGUUGUAGUUUCUGUUCGACUGCCCUGUUCUGUAGCCUUGUUUUUGCCGCCAGCCAUGACACUCCUGUCUCAUGUAUAAAUAUGAAAUUAACACAUCUUUUUGGUUUUGAUGAUUUUAAGGGUACAAUCACAGGUCAGGAGAGAGAAGCUCGUCUUUGGUUAAACAUACAAUGUAUUUAUUUUUCUAUAGUCUUCACUCCCUUUUUCCUGUGUACAGUCUCCUUGAUGUCUUUGUCACAAGGAGAGGUGCUGCUGGGUUGUUCAGUAUUCUGAGGUGGACACAAUGGCAAGCACUGACUUGGUGUUCUAUACAACUGGUUCAUUAUCACCAUGGUCAGAACCCUUGGAUAUUAAGAACAUGUUGAUGUCAAAGAAUCAUCAUCAUAUAUCCUUAAAUCAUUUAGGCCCCGUUUUUUUAGUUAGACAUCGAUGAAACAUUCCAUUUGGUUUUCAAAGCGUUUUUCCAGAGCAGUUAUUCAGGCCCUGCAGUUACGCAGCCUUACCACCGGGCGUCGCCCUCCGCAGCACGGAACACUGAGCAGCCCAUCGUCAUCGCCUCUGUCAUGGAGUCAUGCACAUUCUAAACCUCGAGUGUCUCGUUGAACCUACACACUGCUGUAUGUUGUUUUGAACCAUCGUUGUUGUCUGUUCCCUCCCUCUGCGGUUGAGGCACAGCACUUCAGGAUACUGGUCAGAACUCCAACAUGGCCACCUGGACCCUCUUUUGAGGGUGUUGUUUGAGAUGUAUAACAUUUCCCUGUAUCACCCAUAUAGGGAGUGAUUUAUCUAUUUUGCUGAUAGUUUUCUGUUAUUGGUUAUUCAUGUGAGGUAUCAAUAAAGACAAAUUUUCACAUAUACAAAGA
Hypomesus transpacificus is the source of this 3389-nucleotide messenger RNA. RefSeq names its product LIM domain binding 1a (gene ldb1a). The transcript has 11 exons. Gene Ontology annotation, molecular function: LIM domain binding. The record is from RefSeq and is a predicted model, not a curated record. Bases 159 to 1208 code for a protein of 349 amino acids. NCBI's taxonomy places the organism in Eukaryota, Metazoa, Chordata, Actinopteri, Osmeriformes, Osmeridae. Gene Ontology annotation, biological process: negative regulation of transcription by RNA polymerase II; positive regulation of transcription by RNA polymerase II; nervous system development. Gene Ontology annotation, cellular component: transcription regulator complex; nucleus.